Molecule: messenger RNA, 1662 nt
Organism: Saccharomyces paradoxus
Lineage: Eukaryota; Fungi; Ascomycota; Saccharomycetes; Saccharomycetales; Saccharomycetaceae
Gene: TOS7
Product: Tos7p
Exons: 1
Coding region: 1-1662 (553 amino acids)
Cellular component (GO): plasma membrane; growing cell tip; cell division site
Source: RefSeq, a predicted model, not a curated record
AUGAAGAAAAAUUCUUCAGUAGUUUUCUUCCUUGUGGGUCUGUCACAAUUCGUCACGAUGGCAUUUCUCAUUAUCGGAUCCAUUACGGCUCCAAUUUUCAAACAGAUAGGUUAUUCUAAAUAUGAUGAGAUCACAUACGGUACAUUCGGCUACUGUAAAGACGGUUCUUGCUCAAAAGCAAGCUAUAACUACAACCCCGAUGCACUAUCAGACAGUGACAGUAACUGGAAGCUCAAUAGCAACGCUAGAUCUAUAUUGGGCAAAAUCAUCUUUAUCACACCCAUCGCUGCUGGUCUUAAUUUUCUGGGAUUUUUUUCUACUAUCAUGAGCGUUCUAUUAAUUAACGUACUGUCCAGUGAUAGAGUUGGUAGCGCAUCUGCCAUUAUGUUUUUUGUUAACUUGACAUUUUCCACUUUAGGCUUUCUUUCUGCUUCUUUAAUAUGUAUCGUGGUGUUUUUAUUGUUCUACCCUCAUGUAACCUGGUGUUCAUGGGUUCUGAUACCAGGAGCGGCUUUAUCUCUACUCGUAAUUCCCUUGAUAUUCUUGGCUUAUUCAAGAAGCUCAGGCUCAAGAGAUGAUGACGAAAUGGAGGAAUUGGAAGAAAAGGGUAUGCUGCUGAAUGAUCCGUACCUAAAUUCAGAGACCGAGAGAUUCGAUAUAGAUGCUGAUAGUGGGGCCAACCUCCGUGGAGAUUCAAGAACGAAUUUAUUGGGUAACAAUUUCAAUAGCGGCACUAACACUAUGGUUCUCCCAAAUAUUAUUUCACAUAGCCAAGACCCAAAAUUAUCAAAUAUAACCACAUCUACUACGUCUGAUAUCUCUACUUACGAUAAAGAAGCCAAGGACAUGGAAAAUUCCAAUGCUUCUGGACUUAACGACGAAGAAGAUGAUGGCAUGGCAUAUGACAAGAGAAGAUCAGCUUCUACGUACUCUGUCAUUGAAAGUGAAAGUGGCUUGAAAAAUGGCAGUAUUUCUAAUAAUUACAUGAAAAAUAACAGCAGUAAUACCAGCAACAAUACGAAUUAUAAAGUUCCACUAGGAAAAACGGAAAUUUCAUCCAGUGCAUCGUUAGCGUCCUCAGACUACUCUCAAAGAGAGGUCAUACCCCACAGAAAUCCUUCGAGGUUAUUAAAUGAUAUAAUGGAAACCUCCUUCAAUGAGCCAAACGACAACCACAUUAAUGGCAUGUCCUCCUACAACGACAAGGAUUCAACUCUAACUUCAAUAUCGCAGAGAGGUGUCAACCCAGAAGUAUACGGUCAAAUGCCUCGAAUAGCAGCUGUUGGCCCUCCCAAUACAAGGCCGUAUGCCGGUCAACCACAUCCAGCGCCAUUAGUAUAUCCCCAACAACAACAACUACAACCGCAACAACAGUAUCAAUCACAACAACAAUAUCAUCAGUACAAUUUAUAUCAAAGAACUACCCCUGCUGGUCCAGAUCCUUCUAAUGUUAUUUUACAAAGCAAUCCUUAUUUCAACGUUGGUCCAAACCAAGUGCCACAGCGCAGAAAUCCGGUACCAAGCGUUGGUUUUGCUCCAAAUCCCUUACCAAACCAAAGCCCCAUAACACAAGGGUAUAAGCCUGCUUAUAAAAGGAGAUUGCAAAACAAAAACUUGCCCCGAGCUACUACUUCACUAAGCAAUCCUUACGGGUUUAGGUGA